AUGGUGUAUAAACAGCUUUACAACGAGCCGCCUGACAACCAGACCGUGGAGACGCCUUUGCAAGUCCCCAACGAGGAGGACGUCCGCAAAAAGCGGAGCUUCUUCAACCGCUUUCAGCAGAUCCCGGCGCAUGAGGCGGCUGAUGCUGCAGAUCCCCGUCCAGUUCCUGAAACUUCGGGCACAGCUGUUGCAAGCGCAUGGGCUGCAUUCAAAAGUUCUUUGAUGGUGCAAGUUUAUGCAUACUUGAUGGGUGCAGCGCCCGCAGAUGACGUUGAGCCCUUGGAGUUUUGGGCGAAGUUUGGCAUGGCCCAGUAUCCGAUGUUGGUGGUGCCGGCCCGGUACUACCUCUCCAUUUUCGCGAGCCAGGCCACAGCAGAGCGGACUUUCAGCACGAGUGGAGCACGCCAGAGGCUGGGCAGCGGCAAUCUGUCGCCGGUGAUGCUUGCCAGGCUGACGCAAGCCCAUGUGAACUAUAGAAGUGUCAUGCAGUCUAAAGCACGUCGAGCACAACUCGAGCGCAGUGGUAGUAGCAGUGAUUUCAGCACGCCGCCGAAGCGCAAGGCAGCAGAGCUCGAGGAAGGAGAAGAUUCGGAGUGUUGA
Molecule: messenger RNA, 600 nt
Organism: Symbiodinium sp. CCMP2592
Lineage: Eukaryota; Dinophyceae; Suessiales; Symbiodiniaceae
Source: the annotation of a GenBank genome assembly